Molecule: messenger RNA, 1185 nt
Organism: Tetrapisispora phaffii CBS 4417
Lineage: Eukaryota; Fungi; Ascomycota; Saccharomycetes; Saccharomycetales; Saccharomycetaceae
Product: glycerol-3-phosphate dehydrogenase family protein
Exons: 1
Coding region: 1-1185 (394 amino acids)
Biological process (GO): carbohydrate metabolic process; glycerol-3-phosphate catabolic process
Cellular component (GO): nucleus; cytosol; glycerol-3-phosphate dehydrogenase (FAD) complex
Molecular function (GO): glycerol-3-phosphate dehydrogenase [NAD(P)+] activity; protein homodimerization activity; NAD binding
Source: RefSeq, a predicted model, not a curated record
AUGGCUGCGACUGAUAGACUAAUGCAAACUAACAACACUCUACAACAAUCAAAUAACGCUCCGAUCAGGAGGAACACUUCUGCUCUGAAUUUGACUUUGAAGACUGAUCCCUUUAAAGUCACUGUCAUCGGGUCAGGGAACUGGGGUACUACUAUCGCUAAAGUUGUCGCUGAAAACACUGAAUUGAAUCCACAUCUGUUUGUUAGACGUGUCGAUAUGUGGGUGUUUGAAGAGACUAUUGACGGCAGCAAAUUAACUGAAAUAAUUAAUACCAAACACGAAAAUGUAAAAUAUUUACCAAAUAUUAAAUUACCUGCGAAUUUGGUCGCAAAUCCAGAUAUUAUCGAUGCUGCAAAGGAUGCGGACAUUAUUAUCUUUAAUAUUCCCCAUCAAUUCUUACCAAGAAUUAUAGAUCAAUUGAAGGGUAACGUUAAGCCCACCGCAAGGGCUAUUUCUUGUCUGAAAGGUUUCGAGGUUGGACCAGACGGUGUCGAAUUAUUAUCCUCAUACGUUACAAAACACUUAGGCAUUGCAUGUGGUGCUCUAUCGGGUGCUAAUCUGGCCCCCGAAGUCGCUAAAGAAAACUGGUCGGAAACAACCGUCGCUUAUCAAAUUCCGCAAGAUUUUAGAGGUGAAGGUUAUGACGCUGAUCAUAAGAUUCUGAAAGUUCUGUUCCAUAGACCGUAUUUCCACGUUAAUGUCAUUGAAGAUGUCGCUGGUAUUUCAAUCGCCGGUGCGUUGAAGAAUGUAGUCGCAUUAGGUUGUGGUUUUGUGGAAGGUUUGGGCUGGGGGAAUAACGCUGCCGCAGCAAUCCAAAGAGUCGGUUUAUCAGAAAUCAUCAAGUUCGGUCAAAUGUUCUUCCCAGAAUCUAAAGUUGAGACUUAUUACAGAGAAUCUGCAGGCGUAGCUGAUUUAAUCACAACUUGUUCAGGUGGUAGAAACGUCAGAGUCGCCAAAAACAUGGCUGUCACAGGUAGAAGUGCUGUCGAAGUAGAGAAAGAACUAUUGAACGGCCAAUCCGCUCAAGGUGUCAUUACUUGUAAAGAAGUUCAUGAAUGGUUGCAUCACUGUAACAAAUUAGAAGAAUUCCCAUUAUUCGAGGCAGUUUACCAAAUCGUUUACAACAACGUCCCAAUGAACCAAUUACCUGACAUGAUUGAAGAAUUAGAAUGUUUAGGUGUUUAA